Molecule: messenger RNA, 2909 nt
Organism: Tachysurus fulvidraco (yellow catfish)
Lineage: Eukaryota; Metazoa; Chordata; Actinopteri; Siluriformes; Bagridae
Product: UTP14A small subunit processome component
Exons: 13
Coding region: 281-2674 (797 amino acids)
Biological process (GO): rRNA processing
Cellular component (GO): nucleolus; small-subunit processome
Source: RefSeq, a predicted model, not a curated record
GGCCGGGUUUUAUUUCCGCACACGUCAUCAUCCUGCGCCGACGCGUCACUGGCAACGGGGACGUGUAGUCGGAUAAAAUUGCGUUAACUGCAGCGGUAUUCGUUGACAAACCGUACAUUUAGAAAAAAAAACAUAAUAUAAUGUUCUGACAGUUGUUUAGUUCAUGUUGUUUUGACCCUGAGUGGUUUUAUGUGUUAAAGAUAACUCUUGAGAUCUCUAUUGUGCGACUCUGCUGCUGUGCACGUGCGCCUGUGUGUGUGUGUGUGUGGACAGAUUCAACAUGGACUCCAGCAAAAGAAAACGUAGUAAAAUGUCUGCAGUGCUGGUGGAUGAAGAGGAGGAGCUUUCUCCUGACGAGGAGAACAUGAUCAGUGCCAGUGAGGAUGAGGAGGGUAGUGAUGAUGACAGGAAACACGCCAAGCUCCUGGAGGCCAUCAGCUCUCUGGGAGGGAAGAGAAGGAGGAAGCAGGCAGAGAGAACGGAGGCCAGUCUACAGGUCUCGGAGUUCUCGAUGAACGCGGAGGGAGCAGGAGAGAAGAUCAAGCUCUCAGACCUGCUGGGUUCCAUGGAGAAAGCGCCGAACACCACCAAGAAGCAGCUGAGGAAACUGCAGAACUCGAAAGAGACGCUGGAGCUCCCGCUGAGCCGGCAGCAGUCUGAGAAGAUCCAGAGGAGUGUGGCGUAUGAGCGCACCAGUAACGAUGUGUCCCGCUGGGAGAGCGUCAUCAGGCAGAACCAGAAGGCCGAGCAGAUCGUCUUCCCUUUAAAACAGGAACCAUCUCGACCCAAACGUGUGGAGCAGGUGGUGGCCGGCUGGAAGACUCAGACCCCUCUGGAGCAGCAGAUCUUCAGUCUCCUGCGCAGUAAUAAUCAGCCGGUCACUGACCCCGUGUUGACCCCUGUGGAGGAGGCGUCCAUCAAGGCUAUGAGUCUGGAGGAGGCGAAGAUCCGGCGUGCUGAGCUGCAGAAGGCUCGAGUGCUGCAGUCUUACUACGAGGCUAAAGCUCGGAGAGCGAGAAAGAUCAAAAGCAAGAAGUAUCAUAAGGUACAGAAGAAAGCUAAACAUAAGAAUUUCCUGAAGCAGUUUGAUGAGAUGAUGAAGACGGAUCCAGAUGCAGCGCUGGAGGAGUUAAAGAAGAUGGAGCUGUCCCGGAUGGAGGAGAGGAUGUCCCUCAAACACCAGAACAGCGGCAAGUGGGCCAAGACCAAAGCCAUCAUGGCCAAAUACGACGACUCUGCCCGUAAAGCCAUGCAGCAGCAGCUGGAGCUGAACAAGGAGCUGACUCAGAAACUGGUCGUGCCGUCAGACGACGACGACGAGGGAAAAGACGACGAGGAAGAGCCGAGCGCAAUCCCCGACCUGGUGAACGAUCCCGAGUCAGUCAGCGACACUGUGAACCCGUGGAUGAGAGGCAGGCUGACUGCAGAGGGUCACGAGGUCACGGAGGAUCCUCACACCAUGACCGUAGAGGAACCAGCAAGAAGCCAGCAGCAGGAUGAGGAAGAAGAGGAGGAAGAGGACGAGGUGGAGAAUGAGGAAGAGCAACUGCUGAGGCACUUUGAGACUAAACGGAAGCUGAGGCAAGAUGAGGAAGAUGAUCUGGUCCCUUUGACACAGGAGGAGGAGGAGGAGGACGACGACGGCGAGAAAACGGCGAGAGAUGUACAGAACGAGGAGGAGGAGGAGGAGGAGGAAGAAGAAGAGCAAGAAGAGGUGGUGUCUGAAUUCAACACCUUGUUCAACAGGUUGAUGAACACUCGCACAGCCACGGAGCCGCCGCCACCCGGUAAAGCUGCUCAGGUGGAAGAGGCGGAGCUUGCACAUGAAGAAGAGGGGCUUCUGGAUGAAGGGCCGGUCCGUGCUCGCACCAUGGAGGACCUGGAGGCUCUGGUGCAUGAUGGGAUUGCGGAAGAGCCUGUGGUGGCUGUUCCACACGCUGCCAGCGUGGACACGGCAUCUGAGCCACGGAGCACGAAGAAGAAAGGAAUCGACCUGAGAGAAGUGCUCACUAAAGACGCCAACGGGAUUAAAGUGCCGCUGGCGCCGACCGUGCAGGAGGGAGAUGAGGAAGAGGAGGGCUCAUCGGCGCAGAUGUCCAUCAUUAAAGAGGCCUUCGCAGGAGACGACGUCAUCUCCGACUUCCUGAAAGACAAAAAGAAACAGGAAGAGGCGGGGAAACCCAAAGUGGUGGACCUGACCCUUCCAGGAUGGGGGGAGUGGGGCGGAGUCGGACUCGAACCUUCCAAAUACAAACGUAUGAAGUUUCGGCUGAAGCCUCCUCCUGCUGCCCCAAGAAAAGACAAGAAGCUUCCAGCUGUGAUCAUCUCUGAGAAGAGGAACUCGUCUGUGGCGUUACAUCAGGUGAGUCAGUUGCCGUUCCCGUUCGAGAACAGCUCCCACUUUGAGGUGUGUAUGCGUUCUCCUAUUGGUCAGACGUGGAACACGCAGAACUCAGUGAAGAAACUCACUGCUCCCAAAGUGGUGACCAGACUGGGCUCCAUCAUCGAGCCACUGAGGAAGGAGGACUUCCUGCCGGAGGAGAAGAGCGCCGCUGCGAUGAAGAAGCAACCGCAGAUCGUCCUGGAGGAGAAGAGCGGGAAAGUAGGGCAGAAAGGUGGCGGAGGCAGGAGAGCAAAGAAACAACAGCAGCAGAAGAAGAAGAAAGCAGAUUAAAGGAGUGAAUAGUGUGAUGGUGAUCAGGUUGGAUGAUUGACUUUUGGACUCGAAUUGUCCUGAACGAAGAGACAGAUGACUUUAAACUUCAUAAAGGACAGAAUGUGAAGCUACAGUGAACUGAUUUAAUACAAAAGUCCUACAAGACAAACUUGUUAAAUGUAAUCAGCUUGUUUUUGAUGGAGUCUUCUGACCUCCUUCUGUUUCUCACCUGGAAUUAAACUUCUUACUCGUA